This is a messenger RNA of Chelonia mydas (Green sea turtle), 7395 nucleotides long. It is a transcript of the gene MBP, whose product is annotated as myelin basic protein. Bases 3723 to 4658 code for a protein of 311 amino acids. Lineage: Eukaryota; Metazoa; Chordata; Testudines; Cheloniidae. Gene Ontology annotation, molecular function: structural constituent of myelin sheath. The record is from RefSeq and is a predicted model, not a curated record. Gene Ontology annotation, biological process: myelination. Gene Ontology annotation, cellular component: internode region of axon; compact myelin; cell periphery. The transcript has 9 exons.
CUAGAUAUCUGAUUUAGAAUUUAGUAUUAAACAUUUGCAUUCAUUUAUGUAUGAAUAAGAUGAGGUGAAAUCUGGUCAUUUUAUAGUACAGUACUUCAGUUCCUAGGCUGGAGGAAAUAAACAUAAGACAAGAUUGUAUUAUUUUGGCCAUAUGCUUGUCUCCCUGAGACAUUAAAAAGAGAAUGAAAAACCUAAGUGCAGAUUUAUGGCUUUACUCAAAGAUCACUAAUUUCAACUUUAGUCAUGUUCCUGCAGAACCCAAAUACACAACCGUAUUUAAAUCCACUCCCAAACCAUACUCAUGAAUUUCUGUAUAGAGCUUUGCUCUUCUACUACGCAAGAUUUUUUUCCUUUUCCAUUUCCUUUGUAUUUAAUCAGUGUACAUUAAACAGCUAGAAUAAUUUGCUGAAGAAACGAUCCACAUUGGAAUCAUGAGCUCAUUGCUUAGUAGUCGAUUUCAGAUGAUUCCAUGUGCUUAUCAAAUGGUAUUUUCUCUUAAUUUGAUUAGCUGCACAAGCUAACAAUCUAUGGCCAUCUAGAUCAUUUCAUCCUGCAUAUGGUUUCUUUCAUUGUCUGGCAUUAGCAUGCUGGUCAUGUUGCAUAUUUGGUUCAGUUAGCUCCCCAUCAGUCUAUACACUGCUGUUCAUAAAAUACACAGCUGUUUAUUUUUGUUUGUUUUUUUUUCUAUUGCAGUAGAGCAGUGGUUCUCAAACUUUUAUACUGGUGACCUCUUUCGCACAGCAAGCCUCUGAGUGCAACCCCCCCUUAUAAAUUAAAAACACUUUUAAAUAUAUUUAACCCCAUUAUAAAUGCUGGAGGCAAAGCGGGGUUUGGUGUGGAGGCUGAUAGCUUGCGACCCCCCAUGUAAUAACCUCAUGACCCCCUGAGGGGUCCAGACCCCCAGUUUGAGAACCCCUGCAGGUAGAGCCCAUGGACCCAUAUUUGUGCUGGGAAAACAGACAGUCCUACUCCAAGAGCUUACUUUUCCCCACCAUUGUUUCCCUUAUUUACUUAGACUGUAAGGGGAAGCAACAUGCAAACAGAGUGAUCAGAGUGAUAGAUUGCAAAUAUCACAUUAGCUCCACAUUCUUCCUUUGUUCAGUGGUGGUGGUGGUUGUUUCUAUCUAUGACUGCUGAAAUAAGGCUUAUGAUAGCUUUAUUUGAAUAAUUGACCUAUACUGAAUUAUUCCCUUAAAAGGAUUUUAUUAUUCUGUAUGUAACAGAGAAACGCAGGAAAUGGAUAUUAAUUUCUUCGAGUUAUGCCUGGCUUACUGUCAUAACUGUAGUAAUCACCACAUACCAGAUUAUUUCUUUACUUGUUCCUCUUUUUCUCAUCAGAGAGCUAUAUGUGUAAGGUCUGACUUCUAAGGUAUAUGAUCCCAUGCCUCCUCCAAAUGUUUUUAGAAUAAUGCAUUUAAAUACAGCUUUAAGUUUAGGUGUUUUUUUUCCCGUUCCUUCUUUUUGUCUUCCAUAUUUCAUUUAUCUUACUCCUAUUUUCAUUUUCUUUAUUUGUUUUCUAGUUUACUCCCAUCUCUCCACAUACUUCCUUCUUAUGUCCUUGUUCCCAUUUCUCUCUGCUUCUACUACCUCUCCAGUCUAUUCCCAUUCUGGUGAUUCCUCCUGUUUCUUUUUCUGUACCCUAAUAUUGUGAUCCUCCCCAUACCACUAUCUUGAUUUUCCUUCUUAAACCUCCUAUUCCCACGCCUGUCCUUCUCUUGCUCAUGUUCCAAAGGAGACUUUCUCAGAGCUUAGCACCAAACCAUUAGUUGUAGAGCAGAGGCCUGUUGGAAUCUGGUCUAGAAUCCUUUUUGAUUUUUUUUUUUUUUUUUAAUGCCAUCAGUAUUGUUUCCAUUGAUCUCCUGGUAGUGAAGUCCAGAAUUUUGAUUCUUUUAGAACUGUCUGUAGCAUCUGCUAUGCUGUUGGCCAUCUGUGAACUCUAACUAGUGUGGACAUGAUUGCUCUUGAUGGUUUUGUUUUUGUCCUGUGUGAGAGAUCCCAGAAGUGGUUGUAAGUGGGUAAUCAUUUAAUCAGAUACAAUAACGUGUAGUAUGAUUUUUAGAAUGAAUGGAAUUCAGUGAACGUAAUAAUGUGUACUGUAAAACCUCACCAAUUUGCACUUUGCUAAUCUGCAAAAACAAUAAUUAAAAAAAAUAAAUUAGUCAUGGUUAACAUCUCCUGCGAAGAUGUAGGACCAGAUUGUUCUUGAGAGUGUAUAGGGAAGGUAACACAACACUCCCACCAUUUUACACACAUUAAAAGGGCCAGAGACAAUCCAUGUAAUGUCUGUGCUUGGGGGAGCACAUGGACUGCUGCUCCUUGGGACAAAAAUCAACCAAAUUGGCUGUGGCUAAUCUUUCCUUUGUAUUGGCCACAACAAGGAAUAGUCCACAGUCCCUCCUCAAAUACCCAACUGUAGUAGUGAAGUUCUCUGUCGUAGUCGCCCUCCCCCCCAGCUUAAAGUUGUGCCUAAUGGCACUAUUUAGCCCAGAAUUAGUUGAAAGCUGUGGUGAGGUCUCGGAUUACUAAAACUUCAUAGUGUAUGAGUUAAUAUACUGUCGUAUUUGUCACAAGGAACGAAAACUAAACUGUUAAGAAAGUGCCAUUGGGGAGUGGAGAGUACAUAUUUUUUGUAAUUUAUGUAUCUUUCCUGAGUGUUUUUUACUUUCAGUGCAUCACAUUAUCUUCAGUUACACAUGUCACCAGUGACUCCAGGUGUUUUAAAUGUCACAAAAGCGUACAUUUCUAACAGAAAAACAUGCAAGCAUAACCACAUUAGCCAACAGCAAGCUAAGGUUUAAGCAUUGCGGCUUAGCCUACGUAAGCACUAUUUAAGUUGAAACAUAGCAAGAGGAGCCAGAGAAUGAGACAUAAAGGUUGACUUUCCAUUCUUUCACGGCUUGUCAUUGAAGGAGGCAUUCUGUAUAACGUUGUAUCCCCAGACACAUCCAAUAGCAAAUUAAGGACACUGUCACUAUUGAACCCUAAAAUGUUAAUUGCAUUUUAUAUAAUUUGAAAAUGUUAGUCCCCAGGAGUUCCUUUGAUAUUAAUUUCUGCUGUUUUGUAUUGACUUUUUGGGGAAUUUUUUUUGGCAGCAUGUGUAAGUGUAUAUGUGUACAAUAAACUAUAUAGUAAAAAUUGUUAGCCAUAAUCGUGAUUUUAUAUGCUGCUAUUAGUUUGUCACAAACUUCCUGUUAAAUGCAUUUUUCUUUGUUUAUGCGCAUUUUUGAAAGGAGAAGAAAAGCUUUCUGAAAUUAAUGAGAUUUGGUGAAAUAAGCCAAGUGAUCAUGAUCUUGUAAUAUAAAAAUGCUUUGAGGAUUUACUAAAUAGGUCAGCUGAUUUUGACUUGGGUCGUAUGUCAAAUCAAUGACUGAAAAAUCCAAGUGGGGUUUUCAGGGUUUGACACUGGGUUUAAUUCUAUGUUCAACAGCGUGACUUUGCUCUAGUAGCUUCCCAGGUAUCAAUGUAUAAAACAUUCAAUUUGUGAAUACCUGGAGGAUGCAGGGGUGAUCAUUAGCAGCCAGCAUGGAUUUACAUUCCAAACCAGUUUUAUUUCCUCCUCUGACAGGGUAACUGGUUUGGUGGAUAGGGGAAUGUGGUGGACAUAAAACACUUGGACUUAGGAUGGUGUCAAAAGCCCUGCCUACAUGACAUUCUGAUAAAUCAGUUGCGGAGAAAUGCCUUCUCCAUGGAACUACUAUUUCUGAAGAGCUGAGUGGCUUGCCAUGGGGAACCAUGUAGGAAAACGAGAUCAGAGUGCUGAGAAGGCUAUUAAGGAGACAAAAGUGGAGGAAGUGGAGGAAACUGAAAAUAAAGGAAGCCCCAAAGCAGCCAGACUACCCAAACAAUCCUCAGAAGAUAAUGAAGUGUUUGGAGAGGCAGAUGUGAACCAGAACAAUGGGACCUCCACUAAGAGCACAGCGGUGACAGACUCCAAGGGCACAGCAGACUCAAAGAAUGCCUGGAAGGAGGCCAACCCAGCUGACACAGUUGGUCGCCCCCACUUGAUCCGCCUCUUUUCCCGAGAUGCCCCAGGAAGGGAGGACAACACCUUCAAAGAUCGGCCCUCAGAGUCAGACGAGCUACAGACCAUUCAAGAGGACAGUGCUGCAACUUCAGAGAACUCGGAUUUGAUGGCUUCACAGAAACGCUCCUCUUUCCGGCACGGAUCAAAAAUGGCAACUGCAAGCACCAUAGACCAUGCUAGACAUGGAUCUCCAAGGCACAGAGACUCGGGUCUACUUGACUCGCUGGGCAGAUUCUUUGGAGGAGAAAAACAAGUUCCCAGGAGGGGCUCGGGCAAGGACAUACAUGCAGCCAGAGCUAGCCAUGUAGGUUCCAUGCCCCAGAGGUCUCAGCACGGGCGGCCUGGUGAUGACAACCCAGUAGUCCAUUUCUUCAAGAACAUCGUGUCACCUAGGACACCACCCCCAGUGCAGGCAAAGGGGAGAGGAUUAUCCCUCGCCAGAUUUAGCUGGGGAGGUGAAGGACACAAGCCAGGGUAUGGAGGAAGUGGCAAAUUCUCCGAGCAUAAAUCUGCUUAUAAGGGACAUAAGGGAUCAUACCAUGAUGGCCAGGGCACUCUUUCCAAAAUCUUUAAACUGGGAGGAUCUGGUUCUCGACCUGGAUCGCGGUCUGGUUCUCCAGUUGCUAGACGCUGAAGUUCUAAGAUGCCAUUCAAGGAUCACACACUCUGCUUCAUAAGAUAACUGCCUAAAAUUUUAAUAAUAAUUGCAAGAAGUACAUAGAUAGAAACAAUCUGUUACUUAAUGUCAUUUGAGUUGUGCAUGCAGUAGGAUUAUAUAAACUUCUAUUGGCAAUCCCUGACCAACAGUUGAAUGAAUGAAACACACAAAGUAGCUUUAUUUGCUAUCUUCAUUAUUUUAAGUAAAAUAACAAGAUCCCCCACUUUAUUCAUUCUUCUUCAGGAUGCCCCAACUGCAUGUUAGAUUUUAUUUAUUUUUUCUCCAAGCCCCACAAGUCUUCUGAUUUUUUUUUUCAUUGAACACCACAAUUGGAAAUGCAGAGCAACUGUCUUGGUUUUUGAGCACUGCCAUUAAAGGAUUUCUUAAAUACUGCUGUAAAAAACAUGUGCAGAAGUUGUAAGGACUGUUUAUCCGAACACUUUUUUGUUUGGGUUUAUUUUUGUUUAAUGUCACUUCUCUCAGAAUAUUUUACUUUUCAUAACAGGAUUAGGCAGUCAUGGAAAGGUUUAAUAAACUUCGGGAGUUCAAGGUAUGUGAAAUGUGGAAGAGGGCAGCUGUUACAGUAUCAAUGAGACGCAAAGCAAUAGUAAUAAGGAAAUUCCUUAUUUCUACAAAUUGCUCAUCACACCCAAGCCAUUAGAAUUAAGUGUGGCCGAGAGAGAAAGAAAGAGGAUUUCAAACUUGGGUUAGACUAAUGUCUUACAACAAAAAACAAGGAAUAUUCCCAAAGAAGAAACAUCUAAGAUUGCACAUGACCACUGCAUGUCACUGUUGCUCCAUGCAGACACUGCUACAACAGCAUUUCUUUAGCAGUUAAAGAAUAAAACAAAAAUAGUCUAAUUUGUGAAAGAAAUAAAGCCCUUCAGCAUUGAGAUUUCAGAUAGUCUUGCACAUCUCAAGUUAGAAUUACUAAUAGUUUUCUUGUUACUGCAGCAGUGUUAAACUUGGAAAGCUUGUCUUCUGACUAAAAAGAUGCCUUUAAUGGCAGUGCACCAAAGCAAACUAGUAGUAAACUGUAAACUACUGUGAACAUUUAACUGUUGCAUUGUAGUUGCCUUAUAGAAAUUAAAUCUAAUUCAUUAGUUAGCAUUUAACAUUAAUUGUUCACAAAUCUACUAAAAUGUACACAUGUGGCAAUGGUAUUUCCAACCAUAUGUAGGAAAAAAGCUCUUCUGAAUUGCACUAUUUUAUAACAAACUUUAAUAUUUUUUGAGAUUACCCUCCUUUACUGAUUCAGUGUUUUUUAUUUUAGCGUAUAUGUUGUAGACUCUAUAUUUAAUGCUAAGUUGUCACUCAGUUUCAGCUACACUACGGACUGUCAGGAGUAGCCAAUGUUAAUGCCAACUGACAUAUACUGUAUGUUGUUAAUUCUGUUUUGUCUCUAAAUCUACUGUAGAUUUAAAGCACUGUCCAUUAAUAUGCAGCAGUGAAAGAUGAGAGGGAAGGAAAACAUAGGAACGAAAGACAACGGAAAAACAGCAAAAUUGUUAAACACAUACCUAUUACAUCUUCCUUAAGCUAUAUUGUUGUCUGGCUAUACUGGAAGGAAAGGAGACAGUGAAUAUGGUUUAACCAGGCUGCAAUUUUGUUAUUAGGUGUCUGGGACUACCCGUCAGAUAAAAGUGUACGGUGCAGGUAACACCAUGAUCAUUUCAACAUUUUCCUGGGGAUUUCUGCCAGCCUCCCCACCCCUUUUUUUCCAUCCUGGUCCCCAGCCAGUCCAUUGUUGGGACCUUACCAUCAUCCCACUCUCAAAUAAUGAGGGUUAAGGUGGGGUAUAAAGAAAGGAGGGGGUGGCUCCCUGGUCCCAGUCAUAGGCGCUCCAACCCCACCCCACCCCCAGCCCAUUCCACUCCUUUAACAAACAAACAAACUCCUUUAAGUUGUUUACCAAGCCAUUUAUCUGAUCACUGUAUCCCUUCCCUGUGGAGUACCUGCACUGGACAUCCGCCCCAUACUUACAUAAUGAGUUGCGACAUCAUAGCCUAACUCCCUUCCCUACUCACCAUAACAAAUCUUCCCCCCGCCACCCUCGGGAAAAUGCUAUGGGGAAGGUAAAAAUCUCCCACUCCAGUUUGGCUAAUCUGGUGGUGAGAGAAAAAUUCCUUCCUGGCCUCCCAAGAAAGGAGUGGCUAGUGCAGUGCCCACUGUGAUCCCCAUCAAACCUGCUUUUUUGCCACUUCCAAGAUUGCGAGGCUGGGUGCUACUCCAUCUGGUCCAGAGAAAGGUUUUCUCCUGUUGGGCUUGCCCUUUAUCAACUCUGCAGCCCUUCCGGUUCCUGAAGGAUGAACACUGACCCAUUCUGCUUUUGCAGCGGUAUCUGUGCCUCUCUCCCCCUCCACACUCUUGAAGUGAUAUACUCCUUCCCCUAGCAAGCUGGACAACACCCUUCGCCCCCCACCAGCUGUGGUGCAGUCAUUGGCUAUGUGUAUUUUUCUAUAUGUAGCUUCACUCAGAUGUAUACUCCACAACAUAAUAGUAAAUUUAAUUUAAAUGUGUACUGUUCACAAAAGCGUAGGAAUACAGCUUUUAAAAACAUUCAUUAUUGAAAUAAAAUAAUCAACUUGUAAUGACAUUUGGACCAGUUUGGUUUUCUAAGCUUUAUAAAAUACUGUAUGCAUAUGUAUGUUUUUCUGUAAAAUAACACUUUUGGUAACAGGUAAAAAAUACAAUAAAAAAUUAAAUUUAAAAA